Molecule: messenger RNA, 3150 nt
Organism: Nannospalax galili (Upper Galilee mountains blind mole rat)
Lineage: Eukaryota; Metazoa; Chordata; Mammalia; Rodentia; Spalacidae
Gene: Lrrc56
Product: leucine rich repeat containing 56
Exons: 13
Coding region: 1256-2872 (538 amino acids)
Molecular function (GO): protein binding
Source: RefSeq, a predicted model, not a curated record
CGCCGCCUCACAGCGUCCUGUUGUGGUUGGCUGAGCAAUCCAUCCGUCAGGAGUCGCGAGUGGUCGGGACUUCCUGUAGUGGCGCGCGGUGCAUUGCCCAGACUGCUUCCGCAGUGCUGCAGUCAACUAGUGAAGAUUGGUUCCGAGGUGUGCAAGAGAGAGAGGGAACUUUGUGCCUACGAGCCUGGGAUGCCUUCCGAGCGAGGCAGACUUGCGGAGCUUGCUACGAAGCCCCCAUCCGACAGCCGCACUAAAGCCCUGGAGGCCCUGGGGCCCACCGAGCGGAAAGGUCAUUCCGACCGCUGACGCGUGAGACCCGAAGGCGGAAGUCCGCCCUGAGCCCUGGCUGCCUGUGCACCUAGGCGCUGGUGGAGCGAGAGCCGCAUCCCAGGAUAGCGUUGGCCGAGUCCCUGCGCCCGCGCGCAGCCUCUCUCGGGCCUUGAAGGAGACUACCCCCACUAUGAGCAGACUCCCUCAGCUCCCCUACACUCCAGAUCCCAAUCCUGCAGCAUCUCACAUUGUGCUCCAUUUGCAGACCGCCCCCCGGAAAUCUGAAAAGUUGGAAUGGGAGUGAAGUGUUCCACCCACUCAAGCACAUAGUUCCACCAGUGUCAGACGAAGAUGAUAUGUUUUCAACAUUAUUUUGAAAUUUCAAAGAAAUGAGUAAGCACAUUUUCAUUAGAAAACCUACAGGCCUUUACCCAGAGGCCUAUCCCGCUAGGCCUCUCCGCACCGGCUUGGUGCCCCGCCUUCCUGGGGACCCACGUGCACGUGCUGCUAGGGAUGUGAGCCUGGCUCGGCUGACGCGGCUAGCAGGCGGAUAACCGAGAGCAGACCAGAAUCCCCAGCAGGCGUCUUCACUGCGUUCCACUUGUCGGGGGCGACUCCCCUCACUCGGUAAACGAAGAAACCCUCCUGCCGGGUCUACCGUGUGUCACGGCAACCGUUGCUAAGGGGCGGGGCUCUGCCUGCUGUUGUCCCGGAGGCCCGCGGCUCACGAAAAUUUGGGUAUUCAAAUAAGGCCCCACCCCCGUUGCCAUGGCGCCAGGGCCGCAACCCCAUCGCUGUAAGGGUAGGGGAGCAUGAAUUGAGAGAGCGACUGCCGCGGUGGAGGGGCCCAGGACUGCGCCUCAGGUAUCGGGCACUCCUGCCCAUCCCCCCACCCCCAGGUGUCACAUGUAGACACAUGUGCCCCCCCUUGCCUGGAUGUUCGACCUACAGCAGGAGGCAACUACCUGCAGCAGAUUGGAUGUGAAUGGACCCAACCUGGGAUAGAUCCCAGGGACCUCGGCCAAGUACAGCUAGUGUCCAAGUACGGGAGCUGAGCCAGCAGGGACUAAACAACCCCUGCCCACAAAGCAAGGAACUGGACAGCCAUGGGGACAUCCACAGGGAGCAUCGGGUGGAAGAGUACCUAUCACCUGCCCAGCUGCAGGCCCUGGCCCAGGUAGAUGACCUCCAACUGGUGAGGGUGCUGGAGAUGUGUGUGGACACCCGUAAGAACAGCCUGGGGAACUUCGGAGUGCACCUCCCUAACCUGAUUCAAUUGAAGCUGAACCACAGCUGUCUGGACUCCCUCAGAGAUCUGGGUACUUCUCUGGGCCACCUGCAGGUGCUCUGGCUGGCUUGCUGUGGCCUGACUGACCUGGAUGGCAUUGGUUCCUUCCUGGCACUGAAGGAACUUUAUGUCUCCUACAACAACAUUUCGGACCUGAGUCCACUGUGCCUGCUGGAGAAGCUAGAGGUGCUGGACCUUGAAGGUAACAAUGUGGAAGACCUGGGACAGAUGCGGUACCUGCAGCUGUGCCCACAGUUGGCCACACUCACACUGGAGGGGAAUCUGGUGUGCCUGAAGCCAGCUCCUGGCCCUUCCAACAAGGCACCCAAGGGCUACAACUACAGGGCAGAGGUGAGGAAGCUCAUCCCCCAGCUUCACAUCCUAGAUGAGGUACCCACCACGUGCACCAACCUGCCUGUCCCCCAGAAGCUGAACCAAGACUGGCUCUUGGUGAAGGAGGCCAUCAAGGAAGAUUGUUCUCACGGAACCACAUGGAAACUUGAUCCAACACUACUUGUGCCUGAGACCCAGCCAUGGGCCCUGUCCCUGCUGGUCCCUGAGGACCCUCUGUCUGAAGGCUUGCUUUCUGAGAACCCAGCCACAGAAGACCAUGCCAGCAACCUCACCCAUGGUACUGGUCAAGUCCUCUGUGGGAACCCCACCAAAGGCCUGCGGGAGCGUAGAUACCAGUACAAGGAAUGGGCACCCCUGGACCAGCUGCCCAUACACAGCCCAGAUCUGGCCACUAACCCCUCCAUCCCAAGGCCUGAUCCUGCAGACAGCUGUGACCUGGCCAUGACUGGACUUCAGGCCUGGAGAGAGCCUGGCUUGUGCCCCCUCCUCCACAGGCAACUCCAGCAGGAAAGGCCUGCUCAGGUCUCAGUGCAGGACCCACAGAAGACCCAUGAAGAGCAAGAAGGCCAGGCUGGAUUCAAGAUUUCCCCAAGCUCUCCGAGCCUGGACUCAGAAUUUUCCAGAACCUCAGGCUUUCGCCUGAUCCCUUCUCCUCCGAAGUACCCAAUGCCACCCAAGUCAGGCAGCAGCUUCCCCAGGAGAUCUGCUGACCUGUCCUUCAGAGGGCGUAGGCUUAGAGUCCUGAGCAGCCUACAGCCUAGCCUGGGUGAGGGGCCUGGCCUGAGUGAGAGGUUGGCUACAGUGACUGCCCUGAGAGCCCUGGAGGUGUCCUCAGGUCCCAAUCAUCGAGUCCAGGGAUGUCCAGAUGCAAAUUCAGCCCUAGGUCCAAAAGCCCACACCUCAGGCAUCCACUGCCUGCAUCAUUUGAACCCUAUCCCUCCAGCCCAUUGUCUCCCUUAGCAUAAUCCCUCUCCUGCCUGGGUAGGGCCAGGGCUCUAGGUUACCUACAUGGCCCAAGUUCUGAGCUGCUUGCUACAGCUAGGGCCUCCGUCCCAGGUAGAUCUGCAGGUUUCCUAAGUGGGGUGCUUUCUUUCUCCUGGGACACAAAGCCCUCUGAAAAAGCCAAGUGAAUCAUUUUCAACUCUCAGGUGUACAGAAAUGUGCUUUACUUUGUAAGCAACAGUUGGUUCAAUAAAUUAUGCAGCUGGCAAUGCCUGCCUGGCCUGGCUGCCCUACAA